Messenger RNA from Coccomyxa subellipsoidea C-169, 2743 nucleotides. Its product is annotated as very-long-chain 3-ketoacyl-CoA synthase. Lineage: Eukaryota; Viridiplantae; Chlorophyta; Trebouxiophyceae; Coccomyxaceae. Gene Ontology annotation, molecular function: acyltransferase activity, transferring groups other than amino-acyl groups. Gene Ontology annotation, biological process: fatty acid biosynthetic process. The coding region runs from base 139 to 1545 and encodes 468 amino acids. The record is from RefSeq and is a predicted model, not a curated record. The transcript is spliced from 12 exons. Gene Ontology annotation, cellular component: membrane.
CACCACACCUAGGUCUUCACCGUAGGAUCGUCUUGUUACUGGGCAACGCUGCCGUUUGAGGGAAACACAUAGCAGCCCGGCUUGAGUAUUCGAGGUCGGCAAUCCCGAUCCAGAGCGGCCCUUCACGCAUCAUUAGGAAUGGCGCGCGAGGCUAUCUCCCCGGCUCAGAAGCUCAUCAAUCGUUAUGUAUUCAACGGAGCGGUCUUCUCGGGUCUCGCGGCCCUCGCCCUGGGGCGGUAUGCCUGGGUUGCAGCCAACACUGCAGAGUACAAUCAGCUACUCGACUUGUCGAAGCAGGCGUGGACUGCUGCACCUUCAGCCCUGAUCGUGACCGUGCUGUCCGCAAUUCUGGUGAUUGGGUGGUUCACACGGAAGUACGUGCCGCGCCUAGCUAGGCCGGUGUUCCUGAUCGACACCUACACCUACAAGCCGCCUGACCGCAUGAAGGUUUCCCGCGAGAACUACAUCCGCGGCGCGCGCAUGCGCAAGAUCUGGGGAGAGGAGGCUCUGCAGUUCCAGGAGAAGCUGCUCAACAGCUCUGGCCUGGGCGAUGAGACCUACUUCCCAGACAGCAUCAUCCAGGAGCCCAUGAAGCUGACCUGGAACGCGGCCCUUGAGGAGACCGAGAUGGUCCUGUUUGAGACCGUGCACAAGCUCCUCAAGACCACCGGCAUCGACGCCCAGGACAUCGACAUCCUGAUUGUGGUGUGCUCCUGCUUUGCGCCGACCCCCUCGCUGGCGUCCAUGGUGGUGAACCACUUCAAGAUGCGCACGGACGUCCUGUCGCACAACCUGUCCGGCAUGGGCUGCUCCUCCGGCGUCAUCGGCAUCGACGUGGCGCGCCACUACCUCCAGGCGCUGCCCAACAAGCGCGCUCUGGUGGUGGCCCACGAGAACAUUACCAACAACUACUACCCGGGCAACAACCGCUCCUGCCUCGUUUCCAACUGCCUCUUCCGCGUCGGCGGCGCCGCCUGCCUCCUGUCCAACAGGCCGCAGGACCGCGCGGUGGCCAAGUACGAGAUUGUGCACUGCGUGCGCAGCCACAUCGGCGCUGAUGACGACGCCUUCAACGCCAUCAGGCAGCGCGAGGACGAGGACGGAAUCCGCGGCAUCCUGCUGCAGCGCAACGUGGUGCCCACUGCCGCGCUCGCCCUGAAGACCAACAUCGCCUCCCUCGCACCCCUCGUCCUCCCCUUCACUGAGCUGAUCAAGUGUGUGAUGGACAAGGACUACAUCCCCAACUUCAGGACGGCGUUUGACCACUUCCUGGUGCACACUGGCGGCCGUGCGGUCAUUGAGGAAGUCGAGAAGAAGCUGCGCCUGGACCCCUCGCAUGUGCAGCCCUCCAAGGAGACCCUGUUCCGUUACGGCAACACCUGCUGCGCUGCCGUCUUCUAUGUCCUCACCAACAUGGAGUCCCGGGUGGGCUGCAAGAAGGGCGAGCGCGUGUGGAUGCUGGGCUUUGGUACGGGCUUCAAGUGCAACAGCGCUGUGCUGCGUGCUCUGCGCGACGUGAAGACCGUGCACGAGUCAUGGACCUGAGCGCAGGCGUUCCCUGCAUGUGGCCUGAUCAGGCCGCCAGCUCCCAGAAGCUUCCGGAAAGCUUCCACAGAGUCUACUGCACCAAUGAGCACAUCAUAGGAUGUCAUACAUGGCCCCACCAGGCACCGCUGGCGAGAACCAGCCUCCGCAGUGCAGCAGCAAGGGUCAGCUCGAGCUAGAGCCAGCUAGAAAGUCCACCAUAGGGGGAGACACCAGGCGACUGAUAGUGUUGGCAGCUUUAUGCUGUAUCCGUCAACUUCCACCCAGCCUGAAGCUGCGCCUGCAGCUGCCUGUGGUCUCAUCAGCAGCAGCCAUAUUGGUGUCAUGCAUUGUGCCCUUAACAGGGCAGCUGCUGCAUUAGCCACAAACACUCGCAGCAGAUGCGUUGUUGCACCAAACCUCCACUUAAGUGAGCGGCAUGUGCAAAACAUUCUUAUUGCAUCAACAUUUACAUGUGAAAGGUACUCAGUGCAGGCACCAGCUCAAAGCAGGUUGCUCGAACUUGAGUGUGCCUGUUCAGGCAGUAGUGGUAUAUCCAUUUUUUGCUGGCAGCAGCAGGUCUCUGCACUUAUAUUUUGCGCUCAGGUGUAGACACUGUGUUUUGUUUGGUGGGCUGCUGUUUGAGAAGCCUGGCUGCUGUAUAGCUCUGUCUUUUUGGGCUUGAGGGGACCAAAUUGGUUCUCUCGAGACCCCAAGAGAGUGUUCGCUGGCUGGCAUGACUCUGAGCUGAUGGCAUGGAAGAGAAUAAAUCUGUUGGUUUGAUGCGCAUGAGUUGCUCAGUGGUACACUGCCGGUGAGCAAGAGAGUACAUAGAGCAUUAGUGUGAAUGCCAGAGGUGAGUCAGUGGUGUGCCCGCCUGACUCGGAUUCAAAAGUGCAAAAUUGCGCAGUCUGCAAAUUGGUGGCAUGAAUGUGUAGGGAGCAAGCUGUGAUCAGUCUGGCAUUGCAUACUUUGAUUUUUCUCAUGUGUGCACCAACGCUCAUUUGCGUUGAUGAGUGAGUCUUAUUGACAGGCUUUGUGUGAGUGGUUGGAUCCAAGGAAGAUGUAGAACUGGUUGAAUAAGGUUGAUGAAUUGUGAACAUGAUUUCUGGCAUCAGCAAACUAUGCCAGAAUUGUUGCUUGUUUUCGAGUGCUGACAGCAUACUGCCCUUUCAUGCAAGCUUCGUUUUUGUAAGGACCAUUGUGAGAAAUGUAUGCC